AUGCCCGACCUCUUCGCCUUGCCCGUCUUCUUCAUCACCUUCCGCGAGGCCCUCGAGACCGCCAUCAUUGUCUCCGUCCUUCUCGCCUUCCUCAAGCAGACGCUCGCCGACCGCCCUGCCUCGGACGACGAUGACUCGGGCGCCCAGCAGCAGCAGCGCCGGCACCUCUACCGCAAGAUGGUGCGGCAGGUCUGGCUCGGCACCGCCUCGGGCCUGCUGGUCUGCGUCGUUCUCGGCGGCCUCCUCAUCACCGUCUUCCACGAGGUCGAGCUGCCGGACGGCGCCGAGGACGUCUGGGAGGGCGUCUUCAGCCUCAUCGCCAGCGUCAUCAUCACCCUCGUCGGCGCCGUGCUCCUGCGCGUGAGCAAGCUGCAGGACAAGUGGACCGCCAAGCUCGCCGCCGUCAUGAGCGCCAAGGACCGCCCUGCCGUAGCCCGGGGGACGGGCGGCGCGUGGGCGCAGAUGCGCAGCCGGAUGGCCUACGCGAGCGAGAAGUACGCCCUGUUCGUCCUGCCCUUCGUCACGGUCCUGCGCGAGGGGUUCGAGGGCGUGGUAUUCAUCGCGGGUGUGGGCAUGGCCUUCCCGCCUAGCUCGAUACCGCUGGCGGCUCUGGCGGGGCUGGUCGCCGGGUCGGCUCUUGGGUUCUUGAUCUACGAGUACGGGCUUUCUUCCGAUUUCCUUUGCCAGACGAGCGGGAGCUCCAACUUCGCGCCCAUCCAGUACUUCCUCGUCUUCUCGACCUGCUUCCUCUACCUCGUCGCCGCCGGCCUCUUUUCCAAGGGUGUGUGGCACCUCGAGGCCAGCCAGUGGAAUAUGAUCGUCGGCGGCGACGCUGCAGAACUCGGCUCCGGACCGGGCUCGUACGACAUCGACCGCAGCGUCUGGCACGUUAACUGCUGUAAUCCAGACAUCAACGGCGGCGGCGCCUGGGGUGUCUUCAACGCCCUCUUGGGCUGGCAGAACUCGGCCACCAUCGGCUCCGUCGUGUCCUACAACCUCUACUGGGUCGUCGUCGCGGCCGGUUUCCUAUGCAUGAUCUACAACGAGCGCACGGGUCAGUGGCCCACGGCGGCGGUGCUCGGAGGUGGCAAGAACAACAAGACCCUAGGGGUGAAGGACUCGAUUGCCGCCAGCGGUGACGACGCGUAUGCCGAUCGGGUGCGCGAGCCGCUGCUGGCGGGUGGCCGGGAUGACUGA
Molecule: messenger RNA, 1197 nt
Organism: Thyridium curvatum
Lineage: Eukaryota; Fungi; Ascomycota; Sordariomycetes; Thyridiales; Thyridiaceae
Exons: 4
Coding region: 1-1197 (398 amino acids)
Biological process (GO): iron ion transmembrane transport
Cellular component (GO): high-affinity iron permease complex; plasma membrane
Molecular function (GO): ferrous iron transmembrane transporter activity
Source: RefSeq, a predicted model, not a curated record